Molecule: messenger RNA, 2314 nt
Organism: Monodelphis domestica (gray short-tailed opossum)
Lineage: Eukaryota; Metazoa; Chordata; Mammalia; Didelphimorphia; Didelphidae
Source: RefSeq, a predicted model, not a curated record
AUGGGGCAGGGGAGCCACAACAGCAAGCCCAGACCCCACCCCCCCAGGCUCCUCCCUUCCAUCCCAGUUCCCGGGGGCCGGGACAGCCUGGGUCCCAGAAGGAGCUGGCCUCAGAACGUGAGCGCCCAGGAGGCCCUUGGGGACUCGGUGUCCUUAAAUAAACAUACCGAGCCCAUCAAAGCUUCGCCUUUUGUCUGGGGCCCGAGGGGAGGGGGCGGGGCGGGACUCCCCCCACCAAGCAGCGGGUCUUCUGGGGCCUUCGGAGGCUGCUCCCCUACCGCUCUGGAGCCCGGGCCCUGGCUGCGGAGGAGCAGUCGAGGUAGCGGAUGCCAACUGGGGUCAGGCUGGCCUUUCGGCAGGCGGUGGCCUCCCUCAGGCUCCUCCGCCCGCAUUCGCCGAUCCCGGAAGGCCCAGACGCUCAGGUUCUCCGUCCCGGGGGGGGGGGGGGGGGGGGCGCUCCCUCCCAGCCGGCGGCCGGGGCUGGGGGAGAGCCUCCCGCCCCGGGCGCUCCCCGCCGCCGCAGCGCGGGGUGGGGUUAGCGAGGCAAACGGAGGAGAGGGAGGAGACCCGGCAGCCGAAGUCCAGGGUGGUCGUGUUUGCCCGGCACCCCGCCGGCGCCGCUCUGGACUCGGGGUGGACCAGUUUUUCAGCUGUCUGCCAGAGGACAAAGUUCCUUACCUGAACAGCCUUGGGGAAAGUUACUGGGUUCAACAACUGCUUCACCAGCUGCCCCCACAUGACAGAGGCCGGGAAAAUCUACUGUGGAUGCCACCAUGUGGAGUACCUUCCAAUGCCAAGCCUGUGAUGAAGUAUCCAAGGGGCCCAACUAGGGGACUGGCAGGGAGGCAGGGGCAUCCAGACUGGAGGAACACAGCUCCUGCCAUCUUAUUCCUCCUUUGGGAAGGAGGGAAAGAAAGACCUGGACUUGGGGGCCCCUCACCCUUCCAUCCUUCCAUUUUCCUGCCCAUCUCCUUCCCACCUCCCCAGAUCAUCUUUGUGGCAGAAUGCAUGGAGGCUGAGGGCCAUCACUGGCACCUGUGACACUUUUGCUGCUUUGACUGUGAGGGGCCUCUGGGGGGGGGGAGCGUUACGUGAUGAGGGGCAGUCGACCUCACUGUGGGGCCUGCUAUGAGGCCAGGCACACCCAGUAUUGUGACAGCAGUGGAGAGUGAAUCGGUGAGGGAGCCUCCCUGAGCCAACCUAAGCAAGGGCAAUGAGCAUCCCUUCUCAGCUUCCAUUGGGCCAUGGACCUCAGUUUACCCCAGAGCCUACAGGCUGAAUGGGCUUGGGAAGAGGGGAAGCUAUAGGGGGAGGUCCUUGCCUUAGGGAAAAGCAGAGAGGGAGGAGCUAAUAGGCCUCUAGCCCUACCAAGCCUCAUUUUUCCUGGCCCAGUUCUCACUCUGUUCUCACCCCUACCCAGGUGGGCAACACUGGCAUGCAUCUGAGAGAUGUUUCAGCUGCUGCUGCUCUGGGCAACUCCUGCUAGGUGAGCCCUUCCUGCCCAAGCAGGGGCAGAUCUUCUACUCCUGGGCCUGCAGCCUACCUGCUCCAGCAAAGGUGGCAGCAGUGGUGAUGGCCACUUACCCCAUGGCUCCUACCACGAUAGUUCUCCAGGCCAGAUCAUACUCUGGCUCCCUGGUGGGCAGAGAGUGCAGCCACUUCUGCCAUGGGGUCCCACAGCGACACUCCAUGCCUGCAUUGGGCCUCCACUGAGUGAGCCCUUUGCAGUGGCAGCCUCUACAGCCUAAUCCUCCAGCCACCUCUGCCCCUAACCCACCAGCCUCCUCAGGGGAGCUCCAUGUUAGCUUCUGGGAACCCCUGGUGGCUCAAGCCCCCCAGGAGAGGGAGCAGCCCCAGAGCCUUCCAGUCAGGCCCCAUCAGAGGAGAGGCAGCAGCCUCAGAGGCCACCUUCACAUUGUCACAGUCUCUACAUGGAGGGGGACUUGGCCUGGGUCUCCCCUUUCCUCCUCCUCUUUGGGGAGCCCAUUCCUUUGCCCCAAGCCCUUCAGAGAGCUUCUCUGGGUCCCCCCAGGGAAGGAAGGGAGGUGGAGGGCUUCUCCUAGGUCAGCUCAGAGCCAGGAUUGACACCAGGACAGGGACAGGAACUGCGCUGUGGCUUGAGAACCUGGUUCAGCCUCAUUCCUCUCACAAAUGGAAAUAGGGGUUUGGAGUGGAUGGUGGCUCAAGUUCGCCACAUCCCCCUUCUACUGCCCAGCAUCCCCUACGGGUACCUGGAGAACCUACUGGGCCAGCCUACGCUUUCCAGAACAUUAAAAUGAUGACUCUCGUGCUUGGGUUCCCAGAUGGUGUUUUU